Molecule: messenger RNA, 730 nt
Organism: Pyrus x bretschneideri (Chinese white pear)
Lineage: Eukaryota; Viridiplantae; Streptophyta; Magnoliopsida; Rosales; Rosaceae
Exons: 2
Coding region: 176-502 (108 amino acids)
Source: RefSeq, a predicted model, not a curated record
CGGCCGAAGCCCAUAUUGUUUUCAUGGCAUUGGGGUCUUAAACCCUUUCUUUUACUCUGUUCAGGUCUGCCUUCCACCUCCCCCUUCCUGUCUGCAAGUCUCUCAAGAUUCUCAGCGUUCCCUUCCCACCAUUGAUUGGGAUUUCGAUUGCGAAGUUGUGUGUGAACAUUGCGGAAUGGCAACCGAGGAAAAGGGAGAAGAAUUGCAGCAAACCACAAGUCCCCAAGCUGCAGCUGGUUUGAGAGGAGCGGUGGAAGCAAAGUACCGGCAAAUCAAAGAGCAUGCUGAGACCUACCCUUAUGUUUGGGCGUCCUACAUUGUUGUAUAUGGUGGUUUUGCCCUCUGGGGUACCUACAGAUGGAGAAAGCUUCGCAAGACUGAGGACCGUGUACGUGCGCUUCAGGAGAGAUUACGCAAGCAUUAUGCAGCGGAAGAGGCUUCUGCUAGCUCUUCCACCCCAGCUGUUAAGGUUCCACCAUCUGCUGAUAAAAUCUCCAAGUAGUUAGAGCAUUGAUCAAUGUUUUUCAGGUUUACUUCCCCCCAUAAAGAAAAUUUUGCUUCGAGUAUGAACGCAGAUUGCUUGUGCCUUUGUAUGGAUGAGAAUUGAAUCCAAAUGCGUCGUACUCAGUAGGUUAGGGUUAAAUGUUAGAAAUUAAUACUUAUGUAAACAGGUUCUUAUAUAAUUUUGUAACACUCCACUGUCAUUUUAUCCGAUGAUGACUUUCCAUUU